AUGCUAGGUCGAACAAGAAUCACUGCUGCAGUCCCCCGUGCAAAACCGGCAUCUCGUUCUAGACAACGCCCAGUAUUUCGAUUUGAACAUUUUUCAUCAUUCCGUCAACAGGUGUUCUUUACUACCUCGGUACGCACCAUGGCUCCUCCACAGUCGGCACACGAGUUCUUGGACUUUGUCAACGCCUCACCAACACCCUAUCAUGCCGUCGCCACGUCGGCCUCCUUGCUCGAAAAAGCCGGCUUUGAGUUGAUCAAGGAGCGGGAUAACUGGUCCCACUCCCUGCGUCCCGGCGGCAAGUACUACCUCACCCGCAAUGGCUCGAGCAUCGUCGCCUUCGCCAUAGGCGCCAAGUGGCGCCCGGGGAACCCCUUUGCGAUGGUCGGAGCCCACACCGACUCGCCAUGUCUCCGCAUCAAGCCCGUCAGCCGCAAGACCAACUCGGGCUUCCUGCAGGUCGGUGUCGAGACAUAUGGCGGUGGGCUCUGGCACACCUGGUUUGACCGCGACCUGAGUAUCGCCGGCCGCGCCCUCGUCAAAGACGGCGAGGGCCGCUUCGCCCAGCGCCUCGUCAAGGUCGACAGGCCCAUCCUCCGCAUUCCUACCCUUGCCAUCCACCUCAACCGUGCCUCCGAGUUCAACCCCAACAAGGAGACAGAGCUCUUCCCCAUCGCCGGCCUCGUCGCCGCCGAGCUGAACCGCACCGGCGCUGCAGCUGCCGGCAGUAAGGACGACGGUUCUGCCGAUUCCGCCAAGGACGGCGAUUACCAGCCUCUGAAGGCCAUGACGGAGCGCCACCACCCGUACAUUGUCGACAUAGUGGCGGAGCAUGUUGGCGUGGCCGCCGACGACGUCGUCGACUUUGAGCUCGUUCUGUACGACACCCAGAAAUCUUGCCUCGGCGGCCUCAACGACGAGUUCAUCUACUCUGCCCGCCUCGACAACCUCAACAUGACCUUCUGCAGCGUCAUGGGCCUGAUCGAGUCGGUCAAGUCACAGGACAGCCUCAGUUCGGACUCGUGCAUUCGCCUCAUCUCGUGCUUCGACCACGAGGAGAUUGGAUCCACGUCGAGCCAGGGUGCCGACUCGAACCUCCUCCCAGCCGUCAUCCGCCGCCUCUGCGCUGUCCCGGCCUCGCGCUUCUCCGAUGACGCCUCCAGCGACAAGUCGUACCACAAGGUCGAGGGGGAGGACGACUCGGCCACGGCGACAGCCUUUGAGCAGUCGCUCGCGACGUCGUUCCUCAUCUCGGCCGACAUGGCCCACUCGGUCCACCCAAACUAUGCUGCAAAGUACGAGAGCAACCACUCACCCGAGAUGAACAAGGGAACCGUCAUCAAGGUCAAUGCGAACCAGAGGUACGCCACCAACUCGCCCGGCAUCGUGCUGCUGCAGGAGUCGGCCAGGCUCGCUGCUGUCCCGCUGCAGCUCUUCGUGGUGAGAAACGACUCACCGUGCGGAAGUACCAUCGGCCCCAUGCUCUCGGCCAAGACGGGCAUCCGCACCCUCGACCUGGGCAACCCGCAACUGAGCAUGCACAGCAUCCGCGAGACCGGAGGCUCCUAUGACGUUGAGCACUCGAUUCGUCUGUUCGAGGCCUUCCUGAGCAACUACUCCAAGCUCGAGCCCAAGAUACUCGUAGAUUAG
This is a messenger RNA of Pyricularia pennisetigena, 1647 nucleotides long. RefSeq lists its product as uncharacterized. NCBI's taxonomy places the organism in Eukaryota, Fungi, Ascomycota, Sordariomycetes, Magnaporthales, Pyriculariaceae. The transcript has 2 exons. Gene Ontology annotation, cellular component: fungal-type vacuole. The record is from RefSeq and is a predicted model, not a curated record. Bases 1 to 1647 code for a protein of 548 amino acids. Gene Ontology annotation, biological process: proteolysis. Gene Ontology annotation, molecular function: zinc ion binding; metalloaminopeptidase activity.